Messenger RNA from Rosa rugosa (rugosa rose), 3161 nucleotides. RefSeq lists its product as uncharacterized. The record is from RefSeq and is a predicted model, not a curated record. Lineage: Eukaryota; Viridiplantae; Streptophyta; Magnoliopsida; Rosales; Rosaceae. The transcript is spliced from 2 exons. Bases 1 to 948 code for a protein of 315 amino acids.
AUGUCCCGGUCCCGUCCCGAUCCCGUCCCGGUCCCGUUCGGGUUCGGGAUGAUCGGGAUCAAUUCUCAAAAAGUGCCAGUCCCGUCCCGUCCCGUCCCGAGUUUUAUUUCCUGGUCCGGGACCGGGAUCACCAGAAUUUCGUCCCGUCCCGUCCCAUGCCCAGCCCUACUCAAUACAAUAAUAGCAAAUUCUGAUGCAGAUCAUGCUCUGAUUCGGCAGGGUUUCCAUAGCCGAUUCAUUACUCCUGGUUUGAAAGCCUUGUAUCAAGCACAUCGCAAAGGAAUCCAAAAGAAGGAUAUAGUCGCUCAAAUUCCAGUUUCAGAAGCUGACGUUCAUUUCCUUAAAUGUUUUCAUAGAAGUCACUCGGCUGAGGAAACCUAUGGUAUAACGCCAAAAGAGGUCCAGCUCGCAAGAGAACUUGAUGAUUAUUUAGAGAAGAAAGACUUUGCAAUUGAAGAGCAAGCGAAGGCUGAUGCCAGAGCUAAGAAUAUUGAACAACAUAAGGAAAUACAGAAGGCGGCUAAGGAUAAGACGUCAAAUGGGAAAAUCCCCACCAUAAGAGUACAGAGAGGACAGGAUCCGCCGUUCUCAAAUCAAGAUCUGGGGAUGAUGAAGAAAUAUCAUAGGAUGUAUUCAGCAUUGGCCACGUAUGGCCUAACUGAGGAGGAAAGCACGAUGAUGAAGAUAUUGGAAAAGGAUCUGUCUUCAGAGUCAUACCUCAUCAAUGAGGAUUCUAGCAUCGGCUUAAAGAUCAGUUAUCAGGCAAUGAUGGAGAACUGUAAGAUCGAAGCCAAUACUGAUAACUUGCCUAUUUUCGAUUCUGACCUUACUUACCUUCGCACUUACCAUAAACAACAUUUGGCUGCUAAGAUAUAUGGAUUCACAUCCGCCGAGAGCAAAUUAUUGGACAAUUUGUCCAAAUACUUGAGGGCUCGUGCAAUUGAGUAGCAAGCCGAGACAGAAAAGGCAUCCACCAAGGUAACAACUGGGGCCAUUGAAGAAUUAAAGAAAGACCAAGCUAGUCUCAGUCAGCAGUUGAAGGAUGAGGAAAUGGUAGAAGGUGCUGCCACGAACAAUGGCAAGCAGGACGAUUUUGGAGACGAUGGUGAUGAGGAAGUCGAUUAUGGGGAAGAGGAAGAACAAGGUGAUUAUGAAAAUGAAACUGGAAUCGACUACGACAUAGGAGACGAUACAACUUUCGAUAUAGAAACCUUAUCCCCAUUUUACAAAGGCGAGGUCGCCUUUGGAAAAGGAGAAGGCAAUACAAUGGACAUCAACAUGGUUUAUGUCUUACCUUCAGAACUCAAAGCUUAACCAGGUCAGUCAAAUGAACUGAUCGGCGACUUUAUUGCCGAUCAACAUCCUCGAUUUGAGAUUGAUGAAGUUGAUGCCCAGUUGAAGGAUGAGGGAGGCCGUGUGGUACUCACAAAACCAACGGCCAAAAUGGCUCAACAUUUGAAGCCGUUAUACAUCACGGCUUACAUAGAAGGAUAUCCGAUAACGAAAGUUCUGGUAGAUAAUGGCGUAGCAGUUAAUGUGUUACCUACAACCGUCAUGAAGAAAUUAAGCAGAACUGAAUCCGAUUUGCUUCCUUCAGACAUUACAGUGAGCAACUUCUCUGGAGGGAAGAGCAGGCCAAGAGGUAUCCUCCCACUCGAUGUCACCAUAGGGGAAAAGACAAACAUGACAGCUUUCUUCGUGGUCUAUUCAUCUGCUCAUUACAAUGCAUUGCUUGGCCGCGAUUGGAUUCACCAGAACAUAUGUGUACCUUCUUCCCUGCAUUAAGUUUUGAUCUUCUGGCAUGGAGACAAAAUUGAGGUCAUUCCAACAGACAAUAACCCAUUUCAGGCAUCCACCAAUGUAGUGGAAGCAAGGUUUUACGAGGAUGAUAUUGGUUAUUUCACUUUCAGUGGAUGAGAUAGCAAGGGCCGACCUACCCAAGUUACGGCCCAGAAGAUUGUCAACCUAGGGAGUGAGGAUGUUUUGCAAGACAUAGAGCGUCCAACCUUGGUUGACCUAUUCAAGGAAAAUAUCAAUGUCUUGAGACCUAAGGUCUCUAGAAAGAAAGGCCGCAAUCCGAUCUAUUUUCGGACGUUUGCUGGCCUAUUGGGCCGACAGGACUACGUACCAAUAACUCGGCCAUCAACUUGAUGGAAUACAUUACAGAACAACAGGAAGAAGAACUGCAGUUGGAAGAUAUCGGCCUAGCGUCGGCCGAAUUAGAAGAUACUGAAGCCGAAACUCAAGAUCCCGUAGAUCAAAUUAACUUAGGAGACGAGGAUAACUAGGGCUAGCAUUUUCAGCCGAGUCAAACCAGCCAGCCGUGUUCGAGCCGAGCCAAAGAAUUCGGUAGCCGAACUAUUGGUACGGUAUUACUGAACCGAGGUAUAGAUGACGGUACGGUAUUGGUUCUGAUUUUUAAAAAAAUACGGUAUACCGUACCGAACCGUAUAUAAUAUAUAUUAUUUAUUUAUUUAUAUAUUUUUUAUAUCUAUUGAUCUGAACCGUUGAUUAUUAAUAGUUUUAUUGCAUAUUAAAUUAUAACCGUUGGAUUAAACUAAAACUUAUGAAACCCUAAGGGUGGAUUCAGAAAGAUCAUUCAGUCCCUCGCAGCCUCACUAUCGAGUCUCUCUCAGACUCAAACCCUCUCCACCUCUCGUUGACUCGAUCUCUCCUUCGAAGCCCAAACUAUCCAAGAAUCAAACACAGAAACUAUCCACCUCUCGUCUAUGGCCGGUGAGUCUUCCCUUUUGGUUAAUUUUUGUUUUAAUUUUAGUUAGUGAAUCAUCUGCUCUUGGAUUCAUUCAAUUCAUGUUCUAAGUUGAGUGAUUUCUAAUGUUUUUGUUGUUUUGCAUCUUGCUUGCUGAUGUUGAAUCUCAAGUGGAUUCGAUCUCUGUUGCCACUAAUCUCAACUGAAAUCGAAUCGGUCUCUUUCAAGUGAAUCGAUCUCUGUUGCUGUCCCGAUUGGCAUUGCUUUUAGAGAUUUGGAAAGCUAAAAGCUCAUAAUUAUUAUAGAGGUGAGGUUCAGUCUGUGACUUUGUAACUUUUUUUGAUAAUUGAUUGUUUUUGUCAUUAUAGAGAUUGAAUGUUGAUAUACUGAUACAGAGCUCUUAUUUUUGUUUGAAUGUUUGAUUAGGUUGCAUUUUUGUGGUCCAGUUUUA